Molecule: messenger RNA, 2981 nt
Organism: Actinia tenebrosa (Australian red waratah sea anemone)
Lineage: Eukaryota; Metazoa; Cnidaria; Anthozoa; Actiniaria; Actiniidae
Product: winged helix repair factor 1
Biological process (GO): positive regulation of Ras protein signal transduction
Source: RefSeq, a predicted model, not a curated record
CGCGCAAUCCUGAGCUUCCUGUGUUUUUACUGGAAGCGAGGAGACUGUUCACCAAAAGCGGGAGCUGCAAAUUUUUUGUCCUUAAAAAUUCAUCACUUUCUUACGAAAAACCUUUCUUAUUUGAUCUUUUACUACCCAAAGAAUAUUAGUAUAGUAAAAGCUUCUAAUAUUGCAAUGAGUUUAAAACGAAUAAGGCCUUUUGGAGGGGGUUUUCAGGUGAAGAAGAGAUCCAAAGUGACUCAAAUCUCGUCGAGGUCUGCUGGUGAUGAUCAACUUGAUAAACAUGAAGAUAUACCAAAUGAUACUAAAGCAGCAUUGAUGUACCUCAAGUCCAUAUUCCCUGUUAAUGCUUUCAGGGGAAGAAUACCAGCAAUAAUUCUAAAACAUCAGUUAUACAGUAUUAUAAAGGACAAGACUAUUGUAGAUCGUCAACUUAAUGAUAUGUGGGAGAAGAAUGAAGUAAGACUAUUCAAACUGACAUCAGGAUCAGAUGAAUUUGCUAUAGUAAUGACUAGUGAUUAUCUUGCACAUGUUAAAUCAAAGACGACAGAAAACACUAGAAAAACUGCAGAGAAAUUUUUAUCUUUUGUUUUACCUAACUSUAUUGAUGUAAGUUUUGGCAAAAGCACAUUGGUUGAUAAUCAUAAAUUAACAGAGGAUGAAAUAACCCAUCUAAUCAACAUGGGUGUUUUAGCUGUGCGAGAUGUUGGUUCAUGGUGGCUCAGCAUUCCAGGCGUUGGUGCAUAUAUGAAAAACUUUAUGAAAGGUCGUAAGGCUUUGAUACGCUUGCUCAAAAACAGGAAAUACAAAGAAAUCCUUCAAAAAGAUCUGGAAACCAGAAGUUUAUCAAAUCAGUCCAAACUAGGAAUGACAUACCACCUACAUGAUAUUAUUGGUGCCGAGCUAGUGAAAAGCAUUGAGACUACUUCUGGUCAGCUUCUUCGACUAGAAAGGACAUGAUAGGAAACUCCUGCUUACAUUAUAAUGCAAUAAACCUCUUUACCUUGGUUGUAAUGUUUUCCUAUUUUAGACAAUGUGUCAUAUUCUCGAGAAUGACAUUCUUUGUUUUGGGUUGUAUCCAUACUCAUGUGUCUUCUCAUGCGUAAUUGUUAAACGAAGAAAUGAUACUCUAGAGAAUGACACAUGCUAUGAAAUGGGUAAACAUUAUGCAGUCCCCAAGGUAAAUAGGUAUAUUUAUGUGGCUUAGGUCAAUCAAGGGACUGGUCAUAAGGAAUAAGUAUUUUCACUACAUUUCUUAUAAAGCUAUUUCAAAAAAGGUUGAACACUGAAUAUGGCUUACUGAAUAGUGCAUUCCAAGACCAAAGGUCAUUAAUUUGAAAUAAAAAGUAAAAAAUGUACAACAAUUAAAUCUCUAUAUGUAGUUAGUAUAUUGUUUCAGAUGGAAUACACUAAAAAUAGAAUAAAUAAUUAUUAAUCCUACUUUAGACAAUGUCACUAUGACCCACAAUGCACUUCAGUCUUGGAAUGCACUAUUCAGUAUGCAGUAUUCAGUAUUCAACCUUUUUUGAAAUAGCUGUACUUUCCUUUGAAUUUUAUAAUGUACUAAUUUACCUGUAAGAUAUAUUUAUAUGGAUAUAAGGACGUUAUAUAUGGCACAUGUACAGUGUGUAUAAUAUUGUAAAAAGGUUUUGUUAUGACCAAAAGGGUCAAAUUAAAUUCUUUCUUUGACUUAAGAAACUGAGAAUAUGAGAAAAUGUCAGCUGAAGUGAAGGUGGACUUUGAUAUUGACAAUGGUAUUGCCAUUGUAUCUGAUGAUGAUGAUGAUUGAUGAUGAUGAUGAUGAUGACUGAUGAAGAUGUUAUGGAAUAUGAUGACUAAUUAUGGUGAUUAUGGUGGUGGUGGUAUGGUAUGGAAUAGUGAAUAAAGUCUGAGAACAAUGAUGAUGAUGAUUGUAGCUGAUUACGACUAACUAUGAUGCCAAUAACGAUGGUGGUGGUGGUAUGGUAUGGUAUGAUGGCUAAUGAUAAUAUUGCUGCAGCUGAUGAUGAUGAUAGAAUGUUGAAUAAACAUGAGAUGACGAUGAUUGCUGCUGCUGUUGGUGGUGGUGGUGGCUGUCUAGCCUUGUCCUUUUCAUUACAGUUCUACAAGGUAUUCUUGCCCAGAGAGUGAGCGCCAGGUUUCUUCUGGUAAUCAAUGAUUCUAUGAAAAGUGAAAUAAUCAUUAGGAUAUUAUUAAUCAAAAUUCAUAACCCUGUGAAUCAAAGGUGGCCCAGUGGUAGCACAUUCGCCUCUGGGGGCUCAGGAUUGAUUCCCAGAGUCGGCAUCACAUGUGAGUAGAGUUAGGUCUCUCCCUUGAUUCAAGGGUUUUUCCCUAGUUUUCCUCCCUCCUCAAACACACCAAGCUAAAUUCCAAUUCGUCUGUGAUCCAGUCUUUCCAUGCCUUUUUAACAGCCUUGAGGUUGUUUCAGGCUAUCAAUUAAACUUKAAGGUGUUUUCCUGACGCUAACCUGAUUGUCACAACAAAAAGCAUAAUUCUUGCCAUUCUUACCUCUCAUAUACAGGGCUUUCUGUUUUAGGCUCAAGAUUUUCCCUAAAACAAAGAAAUAAAAGUUUCAAAAGAAAUUGGUAGAAUGCAAACCAUAUAUCAUGUAAAAUAGUACUAACUAAUGAGUACAAAAUAGCACCAAUGAAACAAUUGAAAACAAAAUUAGAAAUAGAUGAGUUUCAGUGUUAUUUAGUUCAUGUGCUAUUUUAUAGAUAUAUGGUUCACACUCCUCCUCGGGAACCCAGGGGUAAAGUUCUGUCGCGAGAAAGGAGCGACAGAAUUUUACAACCUGGGUUCCUGAGGAUGGGUUUGCACUAUAAUGGGAAUAUUCUCACUUAUUCUCACUUCUAAUGGAAGUAUUCUCACUUAUCCAGCCGAAUGAAUUUCAUGACACUGCUUUAUCAUAUAACUUAUGCCCAGAUAGUUAUUUAUGUGUAUCGAAAAAAGUUGUAGGGAUAAAGGACCAGUUUUGGAUA